Messenger RNA from Capronia epimyces CBS 606.96, 1185 nucleotides. Its product is annotated as AGC protein kinase. The record is from RefSeq and is a predicted model, not a curated record. The coding region runs from base 1 to 1185 and encodes 394 amino acids. Gene Ontology annotation, biological process: peptidyl-serine phosphorylation. Lineage: Eukaryota; Fungi; Ascomycota; Eurotiomycetes; Chaetothyriales; Herpotrichiellaceae. Gene Ontology annotation, cellular component: cAMP-dependent protein kinase complex; nucleus. Gene Ontology annotation, molecular function: ATP binding; cAMP-dependent protein kinase activity. The transcript has 2 exons.
AUGGCCCCCGAGGAGAUUUCGAAGGAUCCAGAGAACAAGCAGCUGGGCCACUCGUCUCGUCAUCUGAAGGUCACCGACUUUGAGUUGAUGCGGACACUUGGAACGGGCACCUUUGCUCGCGUAUGGCUAUGCCGCUUCGCCAGUCCAUCCCCGCAAGAUCGAGACAAAGUGUUUGCCCUCAAAGUCCUAAAAAAGGUGGACGUCAUCAAACUCAAGCAAGUCGAACACGUUCGCAACGAACGAGAUGUUCUUGCUGCGGUCGCCGGCCACCCUUUUAUAACAACCCUGAUUACCUCUUUUUCGGACGAAACAUCCUUAUACAUGCUUCUCGACUAUACCCCGGGAGGAGAGAUUUUCUCCUAUCUCAGACGAGCUCGCCGCUUUCCAUUCGCAACCGUCCAGUUCUACGCCGCAGAAAUAACUCUCAUCUUGGCUUAUCUCCAUGAGGUCCAAUUUGUUGCAUAUCGCGACUUGAAGCCUGAAAACAUCUUGCUGGAUGUAGAUGGCCAUUUAAAGCUGGUUGAUUUUGGAUUCGCUAAAUAUCUGCCACCUGUCCCAGAGCAGACAUCCGGCGAUAACCACCACAACAGUCACGCGAAGCCGAGCAGCGAACAUCCUGAACCACAGGCGAGCGGAGCAGGAGUCACUUAUACCCUUUGUGGUACGCCCGAAUAUCUCGCGCCAGAAGUGAUACGUAAUACGGGUCAUGGUACAGCAGUGGAUUGGUGGGCGCUCGGUAUUUUGGUAUACGAGAUGCUGAUCGGGCAGCCGCCCUUCUGGGAUCAAAAUCCUAUGCGCAUAUACGAGCAGAUUGUUGCUGGCCACAUUCGCUUCCCUACUACGCAGCCUUCUUCCCAAGGCCACCGUCACAGUCUCCACGUCCCCAGAGCUGCGCGCGAUUUCAUUCUAGCAUUGUGCAAAACGGACCCGACGCAGCGCCUGGGUCACAUCGCCGGAGGAAGUAAACGAGUAAUGGAACAUCCCUUCUUCGACGGCAUCAACUGGGACGACAUUUACUACAGGAGAAAACGAGGCCCCAUCAUUCCCAGAGUGGAAUGGGCUGGGGACGCUGGCAAUUUUGAUGAAUAUCCGGACCCCAUCGAGGGCGAAGAGAGCGAGGGGGGAAGAGGUAGGUAUACUGAUGAACUACGUGCCGAAUUCGAGGAGGCGUUCAAGGACUUUUAA